AUGCAUGAACAUAGAAUUGAUUCAUUUUUAAUAGCAGAUAAUGUACGAUUUGAGAUUGUUCAUGAAUCAAAUCCUUAUUUCGCUGGAGAACAUAUAUCAUUUGUGGUGAGACUUAGACAUUUGGGUUCAGUAGAUAAAUGUAACCUUUUAAAAGAAAAGGUAGAAGAGUUGCACAAAAAUAUCGAAACUCGCAUCGAUAACCAGGGAAGUAUCUUACACGAACAAAAUGAACAAAAUGGUGGACGUAUGUGGUCCAUGAAUAAGUUAUUUAGUGCAUUGCGAGGUAAUAAUGAUGGGGCGAAUGCAGAUCGUCAUGAUAUAGAUUUGGAUAAUGAACGGAAUGCUGAAUAUAUCAGUAAACAAAUUCAAUAUCAUAAACCUGUGAACCUAAUGGCUGCAUUUGUUCAAGUGUUGGGUGUCUUCCAAUAUUCACCAGAUACAAUUAAAUCAUCUACUUUUGAUAGAUCUGCUAAUAAAUUAAUAUUUUUAAAUCAAUCUACACAUAUGACAACAAAUGCUGUUGAUGGUAUCCCAAGUGAGCCGAAAGAAAUAAUGGGCCCAAGCGUUGAUUCUUCCGAUAACCAUACUGAUCCAAGAUAUUUGAAGAAGUAUUUUCAAUCACAUUUUAAAUUUGGUCCACAGGAUCCCGAGACCACAUUCGAUAGUACAGAUUUACCAACUUUUAAUGUUCAAGAUUUUUUUGAAGAAUAUGAUAAUUUACCAUUUUUGGUGAUUCCACAAUCAUUAUUAUUCCCGGAAUUGACAUUACAACCAGGAGAAGUGAAAAGUUUCCAUUUUAAAUCAAAUAAAUUACCUGAAGAUUUAUGUCCAAGUUAUAAAUAUUCUGAAAAUAUGGCUAUUAAUUACUAUGUGGAGUUCGGUGUUAAUAAAGUGGAAUCUGAUGUAAUCUCACCAUUAUUUAUCAAAUCGCCAAUAUAUAUAGCACCUUUUGUGACAAAUGAAGGCUAUCAAUAUACAAGUGAGUUAGGAUCAAAACCAUACAUUAUGGAGGCAGGUACCAUCAAAGAAGUGGUGCAAUCUUCAAAUAUGAUGAGGAAACAUUCCACAGACUUAUCUGCACCUUUCAAUAGAAGAAAAAGUUCAAUUUCUAUAAGACGUGAAUUACCAGAAUCUGAAGUUGAAAAAUUGAAGGAUUCUUUUGUAAGUUUGAUAAAUAAAACUGACAAUUUUGAUGAUAUCGAAGACUUGGUAGACUUUCAACUAAAUCUUCAAUUCGGUAAUCAAUUAAAUGACAACACUACAGAUUCAGUUAAGGCUAAUAUAUCUUCUAACAUUGGAGAUUCGAAGUUAAUAUUCAAUGAUAUUCCUAAUUCACCAAAGGAAAAUAUAAACGCAUUAAAGAGAUUAUCAUUAUCAACUUUAACAUCGUUAACACCAACUUCAUCGUCAAUAAAUGGGAAAAACCCGGAACCACAGUUAGUGAAUCCACAAAAUAAUUAUAUCAUCAAUAGAAAUGGUGAAAGAAUAGCGACUGCAGAACUUUCCAAGAUUUUGUAUACUGUAACAGAUGAUAUAAACAUAACUAUCAAACUAUCAGAGAAUCAGAAUUUAUCAGUAAGUGGUAUAAAUGCAAGUCUAGAAUUGAUAGAAGUAGUAAAUUCGGAUUUCUUGAACGAUUCGGUUGCCGAGAAUGGGAAAACUCACAAUAUAAGGACAAUUUCAAGUACUCACAUAGUGUCAUUCGAUGAAACUGAAUCAAUACCAUUGAAACUCACCAUUCCGAAGACACCAAUGAAUUUGAUGCCUAGUCAAUUUAAAUCUAAUAUCUUUCAAGUCAAAUGGUCAUUAUUAUUAAGAUUUAUCUUGAUUCCAAAGAGUGGUUCAUCCAACGUAUACGAGUUUUAUGGAGACAAGAAGGGUAUAUUUUUUCAUUCUAGCGAAAAUAUCGAAGGUGAAGAAUUUGACUGCAGAAUACCGAUAUCAAUACUUCCUACCACGAAGGAUAUGGCUGGAUGGUAA
This is a messenger RNA of Maudiozyma barnettii, 1980 nucleotides long. It is a transcript of the gene RGP1, whose product is annotated as Rgp1p. Lineage: Eukaryota; Fungi; Ascomycota; Saccharomycetes; Saccharomycetales; Saccharomycetaceae. Bases 1 to 1980 code for a protein of 659 amino acids. The record is from RefSeq and is a predicted model, not a curated record. The transcript has a single exon. Gene Ontology annotation, biological process: retrograde transport, endosome to Golgi. Gene Ontology annotation, cellular component: Ric1-Rgp1 guanyl-nucleotide exchange factor complex; Golgi membrane.